GAGAGCUUCACAGGAGCAGCGAAGCGACGCAGAGUGCGGCAUCUGUAGAUAUCGAUCAAAUCAGCGCCCAUUCACUCAUCCCAUCUCCUCGCUGCUUCCCUCUCUGACCCUGGAGCAGCGCAUCAGCCAUGAAGGCAUCGGCGCCCAGCAGCAAAGCAGACGGCAUCCACAAACAAGCAGAUCAAGCAUCACCAAGUAAGACGAGUGGCCGGCCGAUGCUGCUCAACGUGGGCGGCUUCGUCAUGGCGUCCCUUGUCAUGUGCUGCUGCGCGAGGGGCUGCGGGACACCUGCCUGGCGGUGCUGCUGAACCGCUUCGACAGCUGGAUGAUCACAGACGACAAUCGCAUUCACUUUGUUGAUGCCGACCCCUUCUACUUCAUCUGGUGAGGGGGAGGGAAGAGCAACACACUGGCUGACAGGCAGCAGCACUCGCCGUGUGUGUGUUCGGGUUGGCUGUCAAGCUUCGUUACCUGAGCUGCAACCGCAUCGACGUGAGUGACAUCAUCGAGGGCUGCCCCGCACUGGCCUUCUACCACGACCGCUUCUUCGCCAAGACGGCCGCUAGCAUCGAGCCGCAGCACGGCGACCAUGACAGCGAGGCGUUCCGUGGCUUCAUGGCCGUCAUGGGGCCAUUCAUCAGCUCAUCGGUGGCGGGCGGGGCGGGCGGCAGUGAGGUGCUGAGUGUGCCUGUGGCGGAUGGUGGUGUGGUGGCCACGACCGACGCGACGCUGGCUGACUACAGCAUACUGCACGACCGAUUCAUCAAGUAGGGCUACAGGCGGAGAUGAGAUGGCGUGGUGGUCAUCUUUGCACUCCGUGUGUGUGUGUGUGUGUGUGUGUGCAGGUAUGGGCCCGUCGCGGAUGUGUCGGCAGACACCUUCCACAAGUAAGACAACCACAGCCAGACGGCACACGAAAUCUCCAUGUGUGUGUGCUGUGGCAGAGUGGUGGAUUACGUUCGCCGCAUUCGGCUGGCCCCCGACGCCGCCACGCCGCUGCCGACGAGCAGUUGGCCUGACGAGCUGCUGUAUGCCUGUGACAUGUAUGGCCUCAUGGAGCGGGUGUAUCUCUCAAUGAUCGGCAAAUCGCACAGCCACAUCAAAUGCCUCUUCAAGUGAGUCACAACACACAUUAGAGGGGCGCAGGAGGGAGAUGCCAUUUUUUGAUUUGGAUGCCUUUGUGUGUCAGGAGUUCGCUGCAUGGUGGAGAGUUCGGCACUCUGGUAGAGCGAGUGGCGGGUGUGAGCGGCCUGCUGUUCGUCGUCGAGGACGAGAAGCAGCACACCAUCGCCAGCCACAUCGACGGGCCCCUCAUCCCCCCGGCUGACCCCACAUCGACGCUGCUCACCGGCUGCCCCGUGACCCUCUACUCCAUCGGUGGUCCAUUUGAGGAGGGCGGCAUCGCCAAGCUCACCGUGCCGCACAGCUAUCAGUGGGUGGAGGUAGCCGGCGUAGAGGGGGCGGUGAAGGACCACGAGGGUCUGCCCUGGGGCAAGGUGUGCACCGCUGGCGGCCGCCUGUGCCUGGGGUUAUGCAAGGACGGGCCGACUGAUGACGUCACCUGCUGCAGUCAUUGGGUGGGGAGGCAUGAGCUGCCCGACGACAAGACGUACGUGGGGACCUUCAGCGAGCAAAAAGAUCCCACCCUGGCCGCCAGCCACUACUUCACCGCCCAGCGACUGGAGGUCUACCAGGUCAGACCGACAUCAAGUCGAUGGCAUGUCCGUGUGAUAAUAUGAGUCUGUGUCUAUGUGUGUGUCUGUAUAGGUGUGGACGACUCUUCCGGCCGACCCCAUUCUCCCCGACGAUGAGCUGCAGGCCCUCAUCGACAGGACCCGCGACAUAGGGAUGACCGCACAGCUGCUGUACAAGUGAGUGAGGCAUUGAAGAGCCGGGGGCCGUGGUCGUAUCAUCGUAUCCCUCUCCUGUCUGUCCGGCUGUGUCAGGGGCGAGCGUGACGGCUGGGCCCACGAGACCAUGCUGGCCAAGGUGGGCGAGGCGGCCAACCUGCUGAUGCUCUUCAAAGACACCGGCAGUCACACCUUCGCCUGCCACAUCGAGGGACAGCUCAAGCAGCCGGCCGACCCCAUCGGAAUGGAGAGGACAGACUGCCGAGUGACCUUCUACUCCAUCAGUGGCGCAUUUGAGGAGGGCGGCAUCGCCAAGAUUUCCGUGCCACAGAACAAGCAGUGGGUGGUAGUCGCUGGCACAGAGGGGGCGGUGGUGGGCAACAAGGGCGGCGGCAGCAAGGUGUGCAUCUGUUGCGGGCGCUUAUGGCUGGGUUACGGGGAUGAUGGGCAGCCGGCCGGCGACCUCCGCAGCUGCUGCCAGGUGGUGGAUAGGAGUCAGCUGCCCGACGACAAGACGUACGUGGGCAAGAUGAGCAAGCAGGGCCGGGCCACCCUGGCUGCCAGCCACUACUUCACACGUGUCGAUUUGGAGAUCUACACACUGCAGGUCAGAUGAGAAAGGGAGGAAGCGGAAGCACAUGGGUGUUUCGCCCACGCUGAUCGCCCUGCUGUUCCUGUCUACCUGUGUUCAGGUGCCGGAUGGCUGGCAGUGGCCGAGUGCGGUGGCGGAUAUCAUGCUCUCACAAUCGCCGUGAGCGAGAGCUGUCGAGGGGCGGAGGGGAGCGGGGCGAGUAGCAAGUGAGUGCAUUAGCAUAGUCGACAGGGGCGGGAACGUCUGCCAUCGCCUAUAAUUAUGCUCGCAUGUGUCCAUACCGUCCGUCCUCUGUAUGUAUUUGUCUAUCGUCCGUCUAGUGUGGGCAUACAUAUCGGCGGACAUACGUGCAGUGAAUGUGAGUGAAUGCGUGUCACGCUGCGUGUCAUUUAUCGCCUCGUGUGCUACAUGUCACAAUGUGUUUUGUCGCUACAUAUGGCUGUUAAUGCGUCCGCCUCUUUUAUUCAUCGUCUUGCUUGGUCCACGCAUGUGGUCUCUCCCAUCUGGUGCAUCGAUUCGCUGCAUGGUCGCCACAUGUCCCGACUCUCCAUCUCGUCUCACGAGGCUGCGAUGAAUCAAUCGUUC
This is a messenger RNA of Vitrella brassicaformis, 3027 nucleotides long. The record is from the annotation of a GenBank genome assembly. NCBI's taxonomy places the organism in Eukaryota, Vitrellaceae.